Molecule: messenger RNA, 1399 nt
Organism: Anopheles bellator
Lineage: Eukaryota; Metazoa; Arthropoda; Insecta; Diptera; Culicidae
Gene: mge
Product: mitochondrial import receptor subunit TOM22 homolog
Exons: 3
Coding region: 209-886 (225 amino acids)
Biological process (GO): intracellular protein transport
Cellular component (GO): mitochondrial outer membrane
Source: RefSeq, a predicted model, not a curated record
UUGGUUUAGCGGAAAGUGCAUGUUUUUAGCCGUGUGUUGAGACGGAGCACGAAGUGUGUUGUUUUUCACGCGGUACCGGCUUGUGUGCGCUCUUGAAUAAGGAAAUAAGAGAGCACCAAAGCAAGCUGUGCACGCACGAAGCGGUGCAGACAGCGACAAGUGAGGGAAUAGAGCACGCGGCCGAUUGCGAACAUUACGAUCGAUACGAAUGGAUUCCGACCCGGAGGUGGUGCUGGUGGAAAAAAUUGAAGAAGACGAAAUUAGCGCCGACAAGGACAGCGGCAUGGAGUCGGCCACCGGCAGCAAGGAUGAAACACCGGAGCGUAAGCCAUCCACCCCGGAAGAGGCACCUAAGCAACCCGAGCCAGUGAAACCAGCCGCAGUCCCGGAAGCAGCACCGCCAGCUGCGACAGUGCCACCGGCAGCUCCGACUUCCGCGGCACCACCACCCCAGGCUGCCGCAGGACCCUCCUCGUCAGCGGCCUCUCGGCCAUCCACAUCUGCAUCGGUUCCGCAGUCGAGCAAAACGGUUGCCAGAACAACAGAAGAUAACUUCGAUGACGAACCGGACGAGACGCUCGGAGAGCGACUCUGGGGCCUGACGGAAAUGUUCCCCGAACCGGUGCGCAAACUGACCGGUGGUGUGACGGACCUCACGGUGAAGGGCGUGAAGGGGCUCUAUUCGCUUACCUGCAACGCUUCCUGGAUCUUCUUUACCAGCUCCAUGAUUCUGUUCGCACCGGUCGUGUUCGAGGUGGAGCGCGCUCAAAUGGAAGAGAUGCAGCGAACGCAACGGCAGCAGGUCCUACUGGGACCGGGCUCGGCAGUCGGCAGCGGGGGCCCCGGAGGCAUCCCGGCCCUCCCACCGAUGGCGGCCGCCCGAUAAGCGCCCAUCAUUGCAAAUAUGCGCGCGCGUCCCAGUGUAGAGUGCCGGCUAUUUUCCGUUUUAGUUCCUUGUUUUGUUUUGUUUUUCUUAACCGCCUCCCUGCAUGACUUCUCCGGUAGUGGCCUGCUCCGCGAACAGAUCGACCCCGAGUUCAGUGAACUAGUGUGGCGCUCACCACGUGGAAAAGAUCCUGAGGGUGUGUUUUGCUGCGUAGUUUCUACGAUCCUUGAGGCGUGGAGUUUUUUCCUCGCGCUGUACCAAGUUAGCCACCAUUGCCAUCACUUGUCUUGGGCAUUUUUAUCGUUGGUUCAGGGUUGUCACUGCAUUUCGAUGGUGGGAAUAUCCAAACCCGCCUGCUUGGAUCGUAUAAAGGGAGGGCCAGGAAUUCCAAACACAUACAGGUAGACACACAAACCUACUCAAUUUGUUGUAUUAAGUAAAAUCUGUGGAUCCAGCGAAGGGCAGAGGACAAGACUAAUAAAAACAAAAUCCAUACACUUCUAGUGCGGUUUA